This is a messenger RNA of Seminavis robusta, 2584 nucleotides long. The record is from the annotation of a GenBank genome assembly. NCBI's taxonomy places the organism in Eukaryota, Bacillariophyta, Bacillariophyceae, Naviculales, Naviculaceae.
CUCUCGCCGGACUGAACACCGGGAAAUCUUUGGCGAGCAACGUGGUCUCGUUAUUGGCGACCUUGGCGGCAAGUGUUCAAUGACAGGAGGAGAAAAGGACCAUCAGAUCAUCAUCAUCAAGAAGAAGCCCAAGGACUUUUGCUUUCCUUUCCUAUCCCUGCCAGUUAGUUAUUUAUUUGCAGACCAUAGCGCCGCCAGUGGUUGUGGUUGGUUGUUGCUCUUGCUUGCGCUUACUACAAGUCAGAGGGAUCCCUUUAUCAUUUUAAAUUUAUUUGACGAGUAACGAAAGAACUAACACAACAACAAUGAGUCUGUUAACCGAUAUUCUGUUCACCCCCUUUGCGGUGCUUUUGCUGGCCAUUGAUAUUUUGGUUACCAUUGUAACGGGUGGUUGGUUGGGCAUUAUCAAGAAAUACUCUGGCAGUGGCGAAGAAAAGAUGCGAUCACUUCCAGUGGAUGGCGACCAGGUCCACCGCGUACACUAUUCCAACACCUCUUCCAACCUGAAUUCUGUUCCCGCUGAGGGCCACGAGACAUGCUAUGAUUUGGCCCUACAUGGCUUUGAAACUUAUCCCGACAAUCCAUGCAUGGGAGAGCGAGAAUAUCUUGGCUAUUACAAGGGCAACAAGAAAAUCAGACAUUUCAAUGGCAACAAUGUCGCAUGGCGAACCUACAAACAAGUCCAGCAGGAAGCAUUCCAGUUUGGAGCUGCCCUCUGCGCUGCGGGUUUGCAUGGGGCUCCAUCCACCACCAAUCUAGAGGAAAUGACACUGCCUUGUCGAAUUGCCAUCUUUGAAAACUCGUGUCCCGAAUGGAUGAUUGCUGCUGUGGGAGCCUUCACACAAUCCAUCACCGUCUGUACCGUCUAUGCUACACUGGGAAUGAAUGCGGUCACCCAGGUGGUUGCUACCAAUCACAUCAGCGUCAUUUUGUGCAACAAACGAUCUGUCCAAGCCCUAGUCGACAAUUGCAAGGAAAACCCAACACUCAAAACUAUUGUCUAUACCAACAAUAUGAUAGGGCCAGACGAUCAUGUGGAACUUCCCAAUGCACCUCCCGGUGUCACCAUCAUCUCCUUUGAUGAUUUUGUGGCAUCUGGUGAUCAGGAAGCAUAUCCUCCCGUACCACCCAAACCAGAGACGGCUGCCGUCUGUAUGUACACUUCAGGAUCUACGGGCGUUCCAAAGGGCGUCAUUCUCAAGCAUUCCGCCGUGGUUGCCGCGGCCGCAUCAGCGACUACAUUCUUGUCAGGAUUUGAAGAUCCCAUUCGGCCGGGCGAAGAAGCACACGUUGGUUACCUGCCCCUGGCACAUAUUCUAGAAAUGAUGAUUGAAUUCUUUGCUCUGUACAUGGGCGCAUCUAUUGGGUAUGCCGAUCACAAGACACUGUCCCCCACAGGCGCGUAUCCAACGGGGGCUCUUCAGUGCUUUAAACCAACACUCAUGUGUGGAGUGCCAAAAGUGUGGGAUACCAUGAAGAAAAUUGCCGAAGGACGCAUCCAGGGACGUACAAUUUUGGGACAAUUCCUUGUCAAGGUGGCCUUUGCCUGGCGCAAGUUUGCUCUCUCCCACGGAUUUGAUACACCCUUUUUGAAAAUGCUCAUCUUUUCUCGGUUCCGCGCCAACAUUGGUGGACGGCUUCGGUACGCUGUGUCGGGAGGAGGUGCUCUCAAUCCAGAAGUGGAGGAGUUUUGCCGCAUCGGAUUUUGUGUCAAGUUUAUGCAGGGAUAUGGCUUGACAGAGACGGCUGCAGCCUUGAGUGCCCAGGAACCGGAUGAUGUCAGAUACGGCAUUGCAGGAGGUCCGGUCCCCGGAAUAGAGGCCAAGUUGGAAUCCUGUCCUGACUUUAUUGACAAGGCAGGCCAACCGUACUUGACAACAGAUCGAUUGGACGUCAAUGGUGAUCCCAUCUGGGGAAGAGGAGAAAUCCUUGCACGAGGAACCCCCCUAUCGUCUGGAUACUACAUGAUGCCAGACGUGACUGCUGAAGCCUUCGAGAAAGACGGCUGGUUCCACACCGGUGACAUUGGGCAAUGGACCAAAGAUGGCAGUCUCAAGAUUGUGGACCGAAAGAAGAAUCUAGUAAAACUCAAGGGUGGAGAAUACAUCGCGCUGGAAAAGAUGGAAAUGGUUUACGGCAAUUCCACCUUUGUAGACUCGGUGAAUGGAGGCAUUUGCUGCUACGGUGAUGGGGAUAUGGAUCGACCUGUGGCACUCUUGCAAUUGCGAGAGGCUGCUGCCAUGAAGUGGGCCAAGGCGAAUGGAAUCAACAAGGACUUUCAGACGCUUCUGAAAUCGCCUGAGAUGAACAAGGCGGUCUUGGAUGAUAUGGCAAAUGAGUUUAAGAAGAGUGGCGAACUGAGUCACCUGGAAAAGCUUGUCGCAGUGGAACUCCUAGCGUCGCCCUGGACACCUGAAAACAACUGUCUGACUGCGGCUAGCAAGCUGCAACGAAGUUUCAUCCUACGACAAUUUGAGAGUGUGUUCAAUGACCUCAAGCCAAAGGGUAUUUUUAAUUAGAUGGAUCAAUCAAGUUGUGGUGCAGCCCGUGUAACUCUAGUAGUAGCGAACCCAAUCACACACUC